Molecule: messenger RNA, 3063 nt
Organism: Oryzias melastigma (Indian medaka)
Lineage: Eukaryota; Metazoa; Chordata; Actinopteri; Beloniformes; Adrianichthyidae
Gene: tm9sf3
Product: transmembrane 9 superfamily member 3
Exons: 15
Coding region: 1-1767 (588 amino acids)
Biological process (GO): protein localization to membrane
Cellular component (GO): membrane
Source: RefSeq, a predicted model, not a curated record
AUGACGGGGUCUUUUGGGUGGAGGGUGACAGCGGUGGCCGCGGUUCUGACCAUAGCGGGGUCUUUAUUACCUGUCGACGCUGAUGAGCACGAGCACACGUAUGCGGAUAAGGAGGAGGUCGUAUUAUGGAUGAACACAGUGGGGCCUUACCACAAUCGACAGGAGACCUACAAGUAUUUCUCUUUGCCCUUCUGUGCGGGCUCCAAGAAGACCAUCAGCCACUACCAUGAAACGCUGGGAGAGGCUCUGCAGGGGGUGGAGCUGGAAUUCAGCGGCCUCGACAUCAAGUUCAAAGAUGAGGUUAUGCAGACGACAUACUGUGAAAUUGAGUUGGACAAACCCAAACGGGACGCUUUUGUCUACGCCAUCAAGAAUCACUAUUGGUACCAAAUGUACAUCGAUGAUCUACCCAUCUGGGGUAUUGUAGGUGAGGCGGAUGAAAACGGAGAAGAUCAUUACCUGUGGACUUAUAAGAAGUUGGAGAUUGGCUUCAAUGGCAAUCGGAUUGUGGAUGUGAACCUGACCAGUGAAGGGAAAGUGAAACUCAUGCCCAACACUAGAAUCGCCAUGUCUUAUUCUGUGAAGUGGAAGAAGUCCGACGUGAAGUUUGAAGACCGAUUUGACAAAUACCUGGAUCCAUCUUUCUUUCAGCACAGGAUUCACUGGUUCUCCAUCUUCAACUCCUUCAUGAUGGUUAUUUUCCUGGUAGGCCUGGUGUCUAUGAUUCUGAUGAGAACACUCAGAAAAGAUUAUGCCAGAUACAGUAAAGAAGAGGAAAUGGACGACAUGGACAGAGAUCUGGGAGAUGAAUAUGGGUGGAAGCAAGUUCAUGGAGACGUAUUCAGGCCUUCAAGCCACCCGCUCAUAUUCUCGUCUCUCAUUGGCUCUGGCUGUCAGAUCUUCUCCGUCUCCCUCAUCGUGAUCAUCGUGGCGAUGGUUGAGGAUCUGUAUACAGAGAGAGGAUCCAUGCUCAGCACCGCCAUUUUUGUUUAUGCCGCAACCUCUCCCGUCAAUGGCUACUUUGGGGGAAGUCUGUAUGCAAAACAAGGAGGCAGGAGAUGGAUUAAACAGAUGUUCAUUGGAGCUUUCAUGAUCCCCGCCAUGGUGUGUGGAACGGCCUUCUUCAUCAACUUCAUUGCCAUCUACUACCACGCCUCCAGAGCCAUCCCCUUUGGUACCAUGGUUGCUGUUUGCUGCAUCUGCUUCUUUGUCAUUUUGCCUCUGAACCUGGUGGGAACGAUUUUGGGCAGGAAUCUGUCCGGCCAGCCGAACUUCCCCUGCAGAGUGAACGCCGUGCCCAGACCCAUCCCAGAGAAGAAGUGGUUCAUGGAGCCGGCUGUUAUCGUGUGUCUGGGAGGAAUCUUGCCGUUUGGCUCCAUAUUCAUAGAAAUGUACUUCAUUUUUACCUCAUUUUGGGCCUACAAAAUCUACUACGUGUAUGGAUUCAUGAUGCUGGUGCUGGUUAUCCUCUGCAUCGUGACUGUGUGCGUCACCAUUGUGUGCACGUACUUCCUGCUCAAUGCUGAGGACUACAGAUGGCAGUGGACCAGCUUCCUGUCUGCUGCAUCUACUGCCGUCUAUGUGUACAUGUACUCCUUUUACUACUAUUUCUUCAAAACCAAGAUGUACGGCCUGUUUCAGACGGCGUUCUACUUCGGGUACAUGGCUGUGUUCAGCACUGCUCUGGGAAUAAUGUGUGGUGCCGUGGGAUACAUGGGAACAAGUGCCUUUGUGCGGAAGAUCUACACAAAUGUGAAAAUCGACUAAAGGAGACCGACCAGCAGCAACACAGGGAUGUUCAUGAUUUGCCCCUCCCCCCAGUAUCCUGAAAGACGGAGGGCAUCAGUCAUACUUUAUUACUUUUCUUUAUUGCAAAGAGAUUGUGAGAAUCUCACUUUGUACAAUGUAGUUUUCCCAUUUUCUGAAUGAAUUUGAACGCCUCAUACGAAAGCCAACCAGAAGAGAUGUGCGGCAGAGACGUCAGACACCAUUUCUGCUUUUAGCAGUUGCUUUCAAACAAACUUUGGGGCGAAUGUUAAAGGCCGACACGACUUGUCCUUUUCCACGCAGCCCCAGCGGAGACCGUCAUGUCCACAGCUGGAGUGGUGUAGCUCUCUUCAGUGAAGAGGCCCGUGUAUGGAAGCCUUGGUGUGUGGGAGCUGGGUUCGUGUCUGCAUUUGGACUUGGUUCUGUUUUGUAUUCUUGAAGUGGCUCAUUGUUGUUUGACACAGUUCGGUAGGUGUUCCUGUAGCUGCAGACUGAUAAUCAUUCCCCGUUCGGUAGCGGUCGGUCCGCUCCGUCAGGUGUAGUCCUGCUGUGGUUUACUGUACAGGAGCGAGCGAAGCGGCGGAUCCGCAGGUACAGGAAGAUUUUUAAAUGAUGUUGAUCACAUUUCCCAGUCCAGUCUUGUUUUCUUAAUGUUUGGGUUUGAAUGAAGUCUACUUGUAAAGAUAAUAUAUGGAUGUGGGAGAGUGUAUAUAACCAUAACAAUGUACCCUAGAUGUAGAUCCCACCUAUAUUUUCUUUGUACAGAUUUACUACAGGGUGGUUUUUUGUUUUGGUGCUUGGGUCAGGCAGGUGGCGCCGUUACAUCUUGCCUGAAAUUGCAUGAAGUUUUCAGCGAACCCUGCGGUCCUCUCAGCUUUUCUUUUCCUCCAAUCCCUGAUGACGAGUGAUCAUCUGACGAUGCUUUUUUUAAUAUUGAUUUGAAGCUUUAAAGGCUCUGGAUCAGCUGGUUCACGUUCUGUUGCCUAACCUGAAACAUUGUUGGUGAAUGUCGGCGGGAACGAGGCGGUCGCUUCCUUCCUGAAACAUCCUGUACAAAGUUAAGUUUAUGUACUAAACUAGAUGUUUUCUUCUCCACACGCAGAGCUGCAGAGCCUUCCUCCCUGUUGUGUAAAGUCAGUAUGUCACCUGCUCGUGUGAGAAGUGUUUUUUUUUUUCUUUUUCAAGUUUUCCCUCACUGAAGAUGAUUCUGGCACCUCAUGUUGUGUACCGAUGUCUGAGACAUUUUGAUCCUGCAUAUUAACUUGCUGUAAAAAGAAAUAAACAUGUUUAUGUACA